GAAAUUGGAGUUCUAUUUGAUUUACAGGUUUCCAUAGUUUGGAGAAGAUAGAUGUUUCAGUUAUGCUUUGAUAGGUUUACUUAGCUAAACAAAAGGAACAAGCAAGAGUAAUUGUCUGCUUUUGUUUAAUAAUGGCUCAUUAUUAUAACAUUGAUGACAUAAUCAUGGAGGAGGAGAUCAUCUCAGUUGUUUUCCAAGUGGCUGCUAAUGGAGUUGGACUCCUUGAUCCUAGUGCAGAAACUAACAGUGUUGAACAAGGUUCAAAGGUAGAGCUACCUUUCUGGCUAGCCCAAGAGUUGCACCUUAGACAGGCAGUUGCUAUGAAUGUGCUUGCUUGUUUCAAUCAAAAAACAAGGAAGGAAAUCCAGGUAAAUGCGGCAUGUGUUGAUCUCAGGAAUAGGUGCCCUUACUUCUAUGAAUUAGGGUGCAAGAUUGCACCCCUGUAUAAGGAAGUUUUGAGCAAGGCCCACAGUGCAGCAUUUGCGGUAGCUCCCAAGUUUUUGACUCUUCUUACAAAAGAAGAAACUCAUUUGUAUGAAGCAGCCCGAUCUUCAAUGGCAGCGUUUAAGAAAUGGCGGACAGGUGGGCCCAGAUUUGAAAGGGCAUCCAUUCUUGGAAUAAAGAGGAAACCUGCUAAUUAGAUGAAAGCUCUGGCUGCCAUUCUAUCUCAAUC
Telopea speciosissima is the source of this 673-nucleotide messenger RNA. RefSeq names its product DNA replication complex GINS protein PSF3-like. NCBI's taxonomy places the organism in Eukaryota, Viridiplantae, Streptophyta, Magnoliopsida, Proteales, Proteaceae. The transcript is spliced from 6 exons. Gene Ontology annotation, cellular component: GINS complex. Bases 132 to 641 code for a protein of 169 amino acids. The record is from RefSeq and is a predicted model, not a curated record. Gene Ontology annotation, biological process: mitotic DNA replication initiation.